AUGUAUUGCGUGGGCUACGUGAACUUCCCGACCACGGCCGAAGGCGCCGCCGAGCGGGAGAAGGCCGGCCCUGUCAGCGUGGACGAGGAGGCGGAAGCCAUCUCGGCUGCUCUCGCCAGGGUCCAGGCGUGCCAUCGCGGUCAGGGUUUCGUCGUCCUGGGCCACUCCAUCGGGGCCUGGCUUGUCAUGCAGCAUCUCAAGCUGGCCUCCGAGGAGCUCCUGGUUGAGCUCCGGCAUGUGGUGCUGGCGAUGCCGUACUUGGAGUACGUCCCCGGCAGCCGGCAGACCCUGCUCCUGGCCUUGGCAUCAGCAUCGACUGUCGUCAGAAUGCUCGCGCUGACCGUCACGGCAGCGCCCAGAGUGCUGAAAGGCCUCGCUGCCAGAGUCAUGAGCAGCUCGGGCCCAGGCAGCUACGCUUAUGACGCCACGAUGGCCACCUUUCUCGAGCAGCCGCACCAUUGGUCCAUGGUUGUCGGGCUGCUGCGCACGGAGUGCCCACGCCUCGAUCCGCGAAAAGAAGGUUGCGGCUUCGCGGAGUUCGCGGAGCUCCUCCGGCGUAAGGGUCGACCCUCGAUCUCGGCCUUCUUCACGAAGGCUGACCUCUGGUCGCCCAUGGCCCAUCACGAGGCGAUGAAAGGCCAUCUGUCGAGCCGAGACCAGCUCGUGGACUUGGCUUCCACAGCCUGGAAAGCGGGUCGGCCUCCGAAGCACGAGUUCGUUCUCUCGGCGCCGCACUUGGAGGAGAUGGCAGGCCUCGUUGCGGCAUCGAUUGAGCUCCUGGGCAAGCCCGUGACCUUCCUGGACGAGUGCGUCGGUGAGAAGGCGGGCGCAGGGGAGAUCCCGCAAGUGGAUAAGGCUCUGGGUGGGAAUGUCGGAAGGCAGAGUCGGGUCAUGGCGUCCACCCUGUCCUUGCCAACGCAGUUCGAGGACGUGUUCCUCAACGUCGAUGCCAAGUCUGCCUCCCAGAGCACUCUCCGUCGCUGCCGCAGUUUCUCCGGCUACGCGCCUUUCGAGCUGAGCGAGGUCAACUUCGAGUUUGGCUUGAAACCCCGUGUCGACCCCGAAGGCACCGCAGAAGACCCUUGGCCGGACACUGACGACGAGGACACCGUGGCUUGGGUUCAGGCGCAAUCCGCCGACACCGUGGCUCCGCCAUUCGAAGACAUCGCGAGCACUGGCAGUCUGGGUCUCUCACCACCGACUCCCUCGGCGACCACCGGGAAGGGCUAUGCCAGCGUGAACCUCGUCAGCGCCAGCGCGGCGCAAGCGUUUCAGAACGCGUGGCGCAGUCGCACGCUUGCCCCCCCGGCUGGGGGCUCGCUGCAAGUGGACAUCGCGCGUGUGCAAGGCUUGCAGAUGAAUAUGGAGAAGUGGUUCGGAGGCCACAUGCACCCAGAGCUGAAGCCGAUUGCGUCUCCACAGGUGCUGGCAAAGGAGCAACAAGAGCGCACGAUGCCCCAGGCAGCAGUGCGAAGCGCGCCGGAGCAGGUGAUGAAAGCCCAGCGUGCGGGCACCAUGGUCUUGAAGAAGGUACGAGCCAUGAUGCCCGCUGUGGAUAUGCAGCCGUCCGUUCCAAGCGUCCGCCCCCGGCGCGGGCGGCGGUGCGCGCGGACCUCGGCACGGCCUCAGAACCCAUCGCAGGGCCGAAGAGAUUCGCAGAGGGAUCCCUAA
Molecule: messenger RNA, 1671 nt
Organism: Symbiodinium natans
Lineage: Eukaryota; Dinophyceae; Suessiales; Symbiodiniaceae
Source: the annotation of a GenBank genome assembly